This is a messenger RNA of Penicilliopsis zonata CBS 506.65, 1965 nucleotides long. RefSeq lists its product as hypothetical. The transcript is spliced from 3 exons. The record is from RefSeq and is a predicted model, not a curated record. Gene Ontology annotation, molecular function: transcription coregulator activity. Lineage: Eukaryota; Fungi; Ascomycota; Eurotiomycetes; Eurotiales; Aspergillaceae. Gene Ontology annotation, biological process: regulation of transcription by RNA polymerase II. Gene Ontology annotation, cellular component: core mediator complex; mediator complex. Bases 1 to 1965 code for a protein of 654 amino acids.
AUGUCUGAGUCAUUUACCCUCCCACUGAGACCGGCGGUCCGCAAAACCGAAUAUAAAGAUACGCUGCCGAUCCAGAUCGCCCAGAUCAACGCGCAAUGGGGUGCCUUUCGGGACGUCAGCGAGGAGAGUCUCCGGGCAGAGAUCCAGGCAGAGAAAGAAAAGGGCGAAGAGACGGCAGACAAUGAAGAGGCGAAGGGAGUGUCCGACCUAGACUCGACAGAGCGGUUGGAGCAAUUGUACAAACGGCGAGCGGAAAUUCUUCAAUUCGCCAUGGUGGUGGGUGGACUAACGGCCGGUAGGCAGGCACACUUUGAAACCAUGUUUGCCUUAGAUUUUGUCUCCCUCCUGCUCUCCAAGCACACUCCUCGCCAGGCGGAGACCUCCAUGUCCGCGUAUUUGAAACAGGUCACUCCGCUCGGUACAUUGAAUGCUGAGCCUGUCAAUCCACCCCCCAAACCGGAAGCGGUGGUAAGCGAUAUCAAGACGGUUUCGCGGGGAUGGAAGAUGCAAAGCUUCAAGGCAGCAGCCAAUAGGCUUCUGCUCGCAGCGACCAGACUCGAGGGCGAGGUGGCGGCGGAAACUAGAUACUGGAAUGAAGUGCUGGCUGUCAAGGACAAGGGCUGGAAGGUUUGCAGACUGCCGCGAGAGCGGCAGGCCCUUGGUGUUCAGUAUGGGUUUCUCGAAGCUACGCCUAUUUUCCGCGAUCGCGGCCUUUAUUCACUGGGCCGCGCCGAUGAUGGAAGACUGAUACUUGAUAAAGGGGUGGUUUCAACACGAGCUCGCACAGUCCGCGUGCGUAUCAGAGAGAAUGAUCGGCUUAUCGGUCGCUCGAAGCUCGUCUCCACGUCGUCCAGUAACCCAGAAUCGAACGACAACCUGAUCCUUCAGGCGCGCGAUACACUAUACGAGGAAGAAUUGUUUCACGAAUUGGUGCGCGAGGCACGAGUGGUGGCUAAUCAGGGGGUCACAACACGCCAGAAUUUGAUUCAAUUCGCUGUCGGCGAACAAGAGAUUCUGCUUGAUCUGGUAGACGUGGACCAAGCCAUUGAAUCGGAGAAUACAGAACAAUGCUCCGGCCAGCAGGGCCAGCUCGCGCAAGCGAUCUGGCACUCAAUCCACAUUCUUCUCGCGUACUCCCACCGGCAGAAUUUACGGCGCAGAUCGCAAGCACCACCGCCGUUGUCUCAGAAGAAGCGACACCUCCCCGAAUACCCGCUCUUACGACCGAUAAUGGCCUAUUUACAACACAAUGCCCAUGUGCGAUAUCUUGAAUCCUUCCUUAGAGACGUAUUUGGCGUCUUGAAAUCUGCCGGACUGAAAUGCAACUUCGUCAGCUGUCCUUUCUCUUCCGUGAGGCUUCCCCGGCCAAAUAGUGCUGGAUCCAAGGUCGAAAAUCUUGUUCAAGGGUUCCUGUCGCCGCUCGAGUCAACUUUUACAGCCUCCCUUCUAAAUCCUCGAAGUUCUUUCAAUGUGACCAUCCGGACAAGCGUUAUUUCCCCCUCGUUUGGAACGAGUUAUGACAUUUCUAUCCAGCUUCCCAAGUUUCCGGAUGUGCAAGCCCCCACGAACAUGGGAUUGAAAGAGGAGGUGACAGCAGCACUGACCCAUUUCAUCAUGCUUGACACAGUGGCAGCCAUCUCAAUGUAUCGCCCAAAACUCCCAGAACCACCCAGCCAAGUGCCACAGGAACCUUUAACGUGGGAGGCCACUUACCCCCACCAUGGCGAAUUGACAGGAAGCUCUCCUGCAAAGAAACCAAGCCAGAGGAUGAGAAUCACCCUGUCGCGUGCCGAAUUGACCGCGGAAACUCACCCCGUACGAGGGUUCGAGAUGCCCACGCCGCGCAACCGACCGACCAGCUCGAAGCCGAUCACGUCGCGUACCUGGAAGCUCUUCAACACUGCAGCGGCACCCGACGGAACAUUGAUGGAGUUUGUCGCUGAGGCAUCCAGAGCACACUCAUGA